Molecule: messenger RNA, 3399 nt
Organism: Larimichthys crocea (large yellow croaker)
Lineage: Eukaryota; Metazoa; Chordata; Actinopteri; Sciaenidae
Gene: dbf4b
Product: DBF4B-CDC7 kinase regulatory subunit
Exons: 12
Coding region: 171-2633 (820 amino acids)
Biological process (GO): positive regulation of nuclear cell cycle DNA replication; regulation of cell cycle phase transition
Cellular component (GO): Dbf4-dependent protein kinase complex
Molecular function (GO): nucleic acid binding; zinc ion binding; protein serine/threonine kinase activator activity
Source: RefSeq, a predicted model, not a curated record
ACGGGACGUGACGUCGCCUUCACGUUCACGUCUGCGCCAGUGUUUUUAAAAAAGCGGCGGUUGGUCCUCGAGCCCUCUUUUAGUAAACCAACAGUUUAAAUCUUUAUCUUUAUUUCAUUUCUCCAGCACGGAGACCAAACGAUUUUCUUCUGUAAGGUUACAGGUCUCUCAUGCAGCACCAGCAGUAUGCAGAGGAGCAAGGCCUCCUGGGCUCGCUGUGUCCUGGGCAGAAGAAGCUGGAAGGGAAGACCUUUUACCUGGACAAUGUGAAGAGACGCGCCACGGUCCUGCUUCUGGAGACCGUAACUCUUCUAGGAGGGCGGGUCGAGAGUUUCCUGCACAAGGAUGUGAGCUUUGUUGUGACUGGAAGCCAAGAGUGCCCGAAAGAGCAGAAAUGUCCAGAUACCAAAGCGUUGACAAAGGGGACGAAGGAAGAAGCCAAACGUCCCAUAAUGACACGAGAGACCAUCCCCUGCACUGACAAACGGCCACCAGUAACUCCCAGACCAGUGGCGUGUGGAAGCCGCGGGAAGGCCCUGCUUGAAAAAGCCAUUCGCAACAAUGAAAGACUGCAGAGGAGCAGUGUUUUGACCAACGCCCGAUCAUGGGGAGUGAAGAUUUUAUAUGUGGAUGAUGUGCUUUUAUAUUUAAAACAGUUGACUCGAGAGAGCUUCAACGCGAUGCACAAGAGGCCAGAGAGGACUUACGCCAAACAACAAGGUUCACCUGUUGUUAAAGCUGCAGCUUUGAGGUCUCCCUAUCUUAAAAUUGAAGACUUAAGCAGGAAAUACAAACCUUUACAUAUGCAGUCCAUGACCUUCCCCACUCUAUGGUACUCAGGCCGUUUUAGUCCCUUUGAAUCUCCUCCUCCUCAGUUUGAAAAACGGACUGAGCAAGGAGAGACUAAAGCGAGGGAGAAGAAAAAAGUUGAAAGCAGUCAUCAGGACAAAUCUCAAACCCCGCUCAGCUGUAACCCGUCACCUUGGAGGCCUCGCAAAAAGGACCUGUCUUACUGUGAAUGCUGUCAUCAACCCUUCACCAAUUUAGACGAGCACUUGCAGUCUGAUCAGCACCGUGCGUUUGUGCUGGACCUCUCGAACUACAGCGUGGUGGACCAGCUUGUCGAUGAAAUGCUUCCAGGAUUCGACCCAAAUCCACCUGAACAAUCCGAAGAAACGCUCAACAGACCACCAACUCCCUUGCUCAUCGAAGAUGCCUGUGAGCUGGAGCAUCUCACCGAUGCUGAGACGGAGCAUGCCGUCCAGGCUCUGCAGAGACAAAGUUCAGCGUUUGAUUCGACUAUGGUUCCACUUUCCUGUGGCCCGGGCAGCCCAUCAAUACCCAUCCUAAAACCAGCCACUCCACUUGCAGAUAUCCAGCCCUUCACGACUAACACACAUCUCCAGAUUUCAGACAGCCAUCCUCACGCUUCAAGUCCAGCCAUGCCUGUACUGGACGCUGAACCACAAGCCUAUGACUCAGCCAGCCAGCAGCCUGAUACUCCUCAUCUCUUCCCCUGCCCUGACACGCCAUGUCCAUCCCCUGACCCAUACUCCCGGCCUCCAGUCCUCAGCCCUUAUCCCUCCUACGUCAUGGAGCCGCACUCCCCGUACUCUGAGCCUCCUGUUCUCAGUCCUCAACGGUGCACCGCAGAGGAGACUGAGGAAGGACACACUAAAAUGGACACUGCAGAAAGUGUGUCUCAGUUUGUCCCUUGUGUCCCAAUUCCUAUCUCCACCCUGCAUCUGUCCUCUCUGACUUUGAUAAACACUGAAGGAGUAAAGGGACUAAACCAAGGAAGUUUUUUAGGAUUUAAUGGCAUCAUGUGUUUCGCCAGUGGUUUGGAGAGUGCUGCCCUGUUGUCACGUAGAUCUCGCUCCCUCCCUCGGCCGUCAGCGACGGAAGUAAACCCCAAAAAGCGCUGUAGAUCAGCCAGCCCCGAACGCAGCCGGAGCAAAAGGAGGAGGACUACAGCGAAAUUUGGACAUCAGUUUGCAAAACCUGAAGGCUGUUUAUUAUUUGACUCUAGUCAGAUGAUACGAUCCUGUCCUAACCCAAAGACCUCUUCAACAUGCACUGUGGAAACACUUGAUUUAAAACAGACUUUUACUAUGUUCUGUGUUCCUUCUGUACACAAUUUCACUCGGGCACCAAAUCAAAUGGACUUGUCGGGUCAUGGUAGCUUCUCUGUCUCCCAUCAGCCGUCACUCUCCUCAAAAUCAAAGACUUUUGAUCCUCCACUGCACUUCCCCAAUGAUAAAUCCCCCAGUGCGUUUUCCAGUCAAGACUCUCAACGCUCACUAUCUCACUCUACCUCAGUGUGCAUCGAGUCGGCACUCAUCCCAGACUUAGCCGCUCUCUCUCCAUCAUCGUCAGACACCGGCUGGGACUGUGACCUGCUGUCACGGCUGGGCCCGACGUCGGCGCCCCAUCUGACGCCCGCUGAGCAGAGCUGUGAGCUCGACCAGGAACUCCUCCACAGGCCGUGCACCUGGAUGCACGACACCAGCUACGAGUCACGUUUGCACACUGUCCUCCAGCCGUCGACCCCGGCGGCCUCACUGUGUGGGGAAGAAAGGGACCCCUCCGCGUUUUCCAGGACGGUGGUACAGAUUGUUGAGGUUCAGCACUGAUUGUUAUUUUCUUCCUGGAGUAGUAAGAUUUUUCACUUUGCAGCUGCAAACCCACCACAAGACACAAUGGGCAGCACUUAAGCUCAUAAAAAUAAUGUGUACACUGAAUAAAUAUUUAAAACACAGUGUAAGCUAAAAUGUAGAGAGGCAGACCUUCAUUUUUACGUAGAUAGACGUUACUUAGUGGAUGCUGCAUCUUCCCAUGAAUUUGAAGAGCAUCCAUUAUCAUUUUUCUUCUCGACCUGUGAUCCUACAUGUACGCACAAUGCAUGUCUUGCUGACUGCAGUCUUUCAGCAGCCAUGUCCGGGAACACAUGGUGGUAUUGAGAAUUUAAUGAGGCUUUUCUGAAGGGGGGGCAUUACUCAAUUACCGUAAGUGCUGCGUCUGGAUCAUAUCCCACUUGUGCCGCGCGUUGACGAGGCGUUGGUCUCGCACGCACAACCUGUGAGAUGUCAAAUCUCUCUAAGGCGUUUCCUGCCUUUUUAUUUUUGAAGGUGGGCCAAAGGACGGGCUUCGUCAAGGAGACACGACUGCUUCACAGUAGCGUGCUGCAGCCACGAGGGAGAUUUAUUAUCUUCACAUGUCAGUUUUUGAAGUGUAAGGUCAUCAUAACAAAAGUAAAAAUCACACUUUCUGAAUAUUUCGGACGUUGGAAGCACAGAUGCUGAACGCAACGAGCAAAUGUGAUUUCUGCGAGUAGCGAUUUUUAUGAAUGUGAAGUCAACUCUUGUACAGUGUUUUUAAAUAAAUGUUUUUAACCAUCAA